Molecule: messenger RNA, 879 nt
Organism: Trypanosoma grayi
Lineage: Eukaryota; Euglenozoa; Kinetoplastea; Trypanosomatida; Trypanosomatidae
Exons: 1
Coding region: 1-879 (292 amino acids)
Source: RefSeq, a predicted model, not a curated record
AUGCUUCCCGCAGCCGGCGUUUACGAGUCUCGUAGUGAUCUCAUACCCCGCGCGGCCACAGCGUACCAACAUCCAUCCUGGGAAUGCGACGCAACCGAGUUCGCUUCGGAAGCAGUAGCAAGCCGGAAGGGUGCAAGUGGUGGCCGCAAGCACGCUUUUCCUCGCAUCCCCUCUCCUUAUUCUCCUUCGAUAUCGCCACAACUUACGGAGAGCGGUGGGUGUUCUGUAACACCGCCUCUCUCUGCCGUGUCAAGCCCAUCCAAACAGCAAUGCCAUGCAGGAACGCGCUCGGAAUGUACUCCGGUGGGUGAUACCGCAUCUAUUGCAACUUUCUCCCGCCAUAAUCGCGGGGAAGAAUGCUGGUCUGUGCGAAGCCUUGAAUUUCCAGAGAGCAGAGAAAGAAAAAACCAGAUGCCAGCGACACGGAGGUCUGUUCCGUUUUUUGAAGGGCCUGUGGCGUUAGUCGCAGUGCCAGAUCGCCGGAGUGAAAGGGGGUACACCGCCAGUAACACUGAAGAAAACACCACAAGAAAGAGCUGUACAACUGUAGCCACCGUUAUUGACGUGACCGGUCUUGGACCAUGUAGGCAGAACGUCAGAGGACAAUCCAACCCACUGACACAGCAGACUGAGACCACGCAGUUCAAUUUACACCGUAAACAGAGGAGCCAGAGUUUGUCUGGUGCUCCACAGUCGCGGUUGCAAAGGAACUGUUUCAUGGAGCCAGUACAAGAUGAAGGUGUGGGGGAGCGAUCACGGCGUCAGCAAUGGCCGGACCUGCAAUCCUACAACAACGCCCGCCAUCAGGCACACAAGAUAGCCCUGUUGACCAUUUUGGAGAGAUACGACGAGCAACUAACACGAGUCGAGGGGAAUUAA